Mytilus trossulus (common blue mussel) is the source of this 11652-nucleotide messenger RNA. RefSeq names its product fibrillin-1-like. NCBI's taxonomy places the organism in Eukaryota, Metazoa, Mollusca, Bivalvia, Mytilida, Mytilidae. Gene Ontology annotation, cellular component: membrane. The coding region runs from base 529 to 11130 and encodes 3533 amino acids. Gene Ontology annotation, biological process: peptide metabolic process. The transcript is spliced from 79 exons. Gene Ontology annotation, molecular function: oxidoreductase activity, acting on paired donors, with incorporation or reduction of molecular oxygen, reduced ascorbate as one donor, and incorporation of one atom of oxygen; calcium ion binding; copper ion binding. The record is from RefSeq and is a predicted model, not a curated record.
GAGCGUCGUGACUUACAACUUCUCGCUACCAUCAAAAUUGAGAGGGUUGUGAUUAAAAAUUGUCGAUGAGAAAAAAAGAAAUUAUUUGGAGAUCAGUGAGAGUAUGGGAACGGAAAUACCUACGUUGGUAGUAAGAAUCUUAAUAUAAGUUACUGUUUGGUCGUAUUAUCAGUGAACAGUAGUUGAAAGUACUCAAUUUAUCUGAACCUAAGGAUAAUGAAGGGUAGAGAUAAAUAGAAAGGGAUAUAUAUUUUGAUACUGUAAUCUAAUCAACAUCCUCAAUGACAGUUGGAAUAUAUCGUGCAUUGUGAAAAAAAUAUACAAAAAAAAGCAAACAAAAUUUGAACGUUUGAAUAUUAAUGUGUUUCGACUUCCGAAAUGAUAUAAUCAAGAGAGCUAUUCGAUUUCAACACAUACGAUUGUCGAUAGGAGAACUAGUGUAAAUAAAGAAUUUAAACAGUAUUUUAAAUGUUGAAUGGAGGUUUAAAUUGUUAUAAGAAAAAUACCGUUCUUUUGUAAUUCCUAAAAAUGUGCAAUAUUUUGGAAUUGUCUUUCAUAUUUCUUGCAUUUUUCUGUGAUAUUAUUCAUUCCUGGAACGAACGUGGCUUGCAGAGAGACGAAAGAUAUAGCUGGCAGCGGGAUGAUCCCAAUUCCAGACUGCGGGGGAAGGUUUGUGGACCAUUAUCUAGACGAUACUGUUGUCGUGGUUGGACAAGAACUCCCGGCAGUUAUAGCUGCAUAAUUCCUACGUGUACACAAAGUUGUAAUGGUGGUAGAUGUGUACAACCUAAUCGAUGUUACUGUCAAAAUGGUCAGAUGUCUCAAAACUGUCCUCUAACACAGAACUGUAGUCCUGGCUGUAUGAAUGGAGGAAAAUGUUUGGGAAACAACAGGUGUGCAUGUUCUUAUGGAUAUUCAGGGAAAAGAUGUGAAAUUGACUACAGAACUGGACCAUGUUUUACGGAGUUGUCAGAUGACAUGUGCAGGGGUCAGCUGACAGGGGUUGUAUGUACCAAACUGUUAUGUUGUGCCACUGUAGGAAAGGCAUGGGGCAAUCCUUGUGAACAAUGUCCCACAGGGCCUACAAUCUGUAGAAAGGGAUUCCUGCCAAAUCAUCAGACUAAAACUUGCCAAGAUAUAGAUGAAUGUAAAGCUAUACCUGGUUUGUGUAUCGGAGGAAAGUGUGUCAAUACAAUGGGGUCCUACUUAUGUCAGUGUAGAGAAGGUCAGCGGGAGAAUCCAAUAACCAAAAAAUGUGAAGAUUUAAAUGAAUGCCAACAAAAUCCCAAUGCUUGUACGAAUGGCCAGUGUAUCAAUACAGAGGGUAGCUACUUCUGUAGAUGUAAUCCUGGGUUUGAGUUGACAGCUGAUAGAACUCAAUGUCUUGCUAUCCUGAGAAAGUAUUGUUUUGGCAGAGUCUCUGGUUCCAGAUGUACUGAUAGAAUGUCCAGUUUGUUAUCUUUAGCUGACUGUUGUUGUCGGGCUGGGAGAGGCUGGGGAGAUUCUGAACAGUGUAUGCAAUGUCCACCAUCAGGAACUCCUGGAUACCAGGAGUUAUGCACAUUAGGAGAAAACAUUAACAGUACAAAAUCAGUAAAUGAAUGUAGGAUAUUAUUGAACCUAUGUGACAAUGGAGUGUGUGUAGAUACACCAGAUGGGUUCAGAUGUGAUUGUAACAAUGGAUACAGACCAGAUUCAGCAGGACAUAGGUGUAUAGACAUCAAUGAAUGUCAAGAAAGAAGAGGACUAUGUAGGAAUGGUAGAUGUAGGAAUACACCUGGAGGGUUUACAUGUGAUUGUAACACUGGUUAUGUCCUAACAAAGGAUGGAAGGGACUGCACAGACAUGAAUGAAUGUGCCACAACAAGGAUGUGUCCUAAUGGUCGGUGUGUAAAUAUGAAUGGUGGUUACAAAUGUGAAUGUAACCCUGGCUUUAGACAAUCACUCAACCAAAUGAUCUGUUAUGAUAUUGAUGAAUGUAAUGAAAAUGGUAAACUAUGUAUAAAUGGUCAGUGUGAGAACACUGUAGGAUCCUAUAGAUGUAUAUGUGAUAGAGGUUUCCAACUUUCUCCUGAUGGCGCAUACUGUCUGGAUUAUAAUGAGUGUGCCAAGUCUGGGAUGUGCACUCAUGGUAAAUGUGUAAAUAUGAAUGGUGGUUACAUGUGUAUCUGUAAUCCAGGAUUUGUUGCUGCACCUGAUGGAAAAGUGUGCAUUGAUGUAGAUGAAUGUGACAGAAAUCCCUGUGUUAAUGGAAUCUGUAUAAAUAACCAAGGAAGUUUUAGAUGUGAAUGUCCAGAGAGCUUCCAACUACAGACUGAUGGAAGAACUUGCUUAGAUGUGAAGACAGAUAUAUGUUACCAAGACAAGAAGAGAGGUGUGUGUAUUUUGCCCCUUCCACGGCCAAUGACAAGAUCCAUGUGUUGCUGUACAGAUAUCAGUUCAGCUCUAUAUAAAAGAUGGGGUGCUGCAUGUGAAGUUUGUCCUCUGACAGGAACCCCACAAUAUAAACAACUGUGUGAUGCCCUGCCAGAUACAGAUAUAAACGAAUGUGCCAUGAAUCCAGAGAUAUGCCAGAAUGGAGCAUGUGAAAAUUUAGACGGGUCUUAUAGAUGUAUCUGUAACCCUGGUUAUCAAGUAGACCAGUCGGGUAAAAGAUGUCAAGAUAUUAAUGAAUGCCAAACAUACCCCCAUUUCUGUACUGGAGGACAGUGUAGGAAUACAGAGGGAAGCUACACUUGCACUUGUCCUACUGGGUAUAGAUUUAAUCCAGACAGGUCUUCUUGUCAAGAUAUAAAUGAAUGUGUUGAGAGUAAACCAUGUAUAGACGCCCGCUGUACAAACACACCAGGAAGUUUUAAAUGUGACUGUACUAAUCCAGGGAUGAGAUUAGACUCUACUGGCAGAAUAUGUAUAGAUGACAGAAGAGCCUCUUGUUGGUUGGAGGUUAGAGGAGGUAGAUGUGAGAAAGAUAUAAAGACCCCUGUAACUAAAGCUGAGUGUUGUGGUAGUAUAGGAAAAGCUUGGGGAAGUCCAUGUGAAGAAUGUCCAAGAUCUGAGGAUAUGAAAUGCAGAAAAGGAUUUAAAUCUGAUGAUGGAAUCACUUGCGUAGACAUCAAUGAAUGUGAAUUAUUUCCUGAUAUAUGUGUUGGUGGAUUCUGUACAAAUACUAGAGGAUCAUUCAGGUGUACCUGUCCACCAGGGCUCUCUCUGGAUUCUUCAGGGCGUAAUUGUGUAGAUACACGACAAUCAUCAUGUUAUAUGGAGUACAGCAGAGGAUUAUGUUCUAGUCCUAUCUUUGGAAACUACCUUAAAUCUACCUGCUGUUGUUCAUUGGGAAAGGCUUGGGGAUCCCCGUGUAAAUCAUGUCCUAGAAAGGGAACAGAUGAGUACACAACUCUUUGUGCAAGUGUAGUAGAUGAGAUAAAUGAGUGUGUAGAGUUCCCUGAUGUGUGUUAUAAUGGCCAAUGUAAGAAUACAUUAGAAGGAUUUGAAUGUGUAUGUAAUCCUGGCUUUGCUACAGACCAACGAGGGGUAAAUUGUACAGAUAUUGAUGAAUGUAAGAUUUCCUUUGGAGUAUGUGGUGAUGGUACCUGUGUCAAUCUACCUGGUAGAUUCAGGUGUCAAUGUAAUGUAGGAUUUGAACCAGUCAUGAUGGAACAGAUGUGUAUGGAUAUUGAUGAGUGUCAGACCCAGCCUAGCAUAUGUACAGGAGGCACGUGUGAAAACUCUCCAGGGAGUUAUAUUUGUCAUUGUCCACCAGGUCAUAUACUGUCACCAGAUGGACGAUCAUGUAGAGAUGUGAAUGAAUGUUCAGAAGACAGCAGUAUCUGUACUAAUGGUAUCUGUGAGAAUUAUAUGGGUGGAUAUCAGUGUAGAUGUCUGGAUGGAUAUCAGCCUAAUGCUCAACAUACAUCAUGCUUAGAUGUUGAUGAGUGUGCUGUAAGGAAUGGUGGUUGUCAGGCUAUCUGUAUAAAUACUCCAGGAUCCUUCACCUGUGGAUGUAAACCUGGCUUCAUUUUACUACCAGAUCAAAGGUCUUGUCAAGAUGUUGAUGAAUGUAAGGAGAACCCAGACAUAUGUAGUAGUGGUAGAUGUACCAACUUACAAGGCUCAUAUAGGUGUACAUGUCUAGGUGGGCUAGCUCCUACUGAUGAUAACAAAAAUUGUAUAGACAUAGAUGAAUGCAACUUAGGAAAGGAUUUCUGUAGAAAUGGACAAUGUAGAAAUACACAUGGAUCAUUUACCUGCGUAUGUGAUCUAGGAUAUUCUGUCAAAGAAAGUACAAGUGAUCCAGGGUGUACAGACUUGGAUGAGUGUACAGAAGGCUCAGCUAGGUGUGACCCACAGGCAGUGUGUAUUAAUACCAUUGGGUCAUUCAAGUGUGACUGCAGACCUGGCUAUAGUGGUGAUGGAUUUACCUGUAGAGAUGUAAAUGAAUGUACACGUAACAAUGGAGGCUGUGAUAUAGAUGCCACCUGUAUAAAUGUACCUGGCAGUUUUAGAUGUGUUUGUGAUGAUGGCUAUACUGGCGAUGGCUUCCAUUGUAGAGAUGUUGAUGAGUGUACUGUAGACAGAUUAUCCUGUCAGAAUGGACAAUGUAUAAACAUUCCAGGCAGUUAUAGGUGUGAAUGUGAGAUGGGAUUUACUACUUCAGAAGAUGAAAAAGCUUGCCAAGACAUUGAUGAGUGUAUAUUCAAGCACUUGUGUGUAAAUGGACAAUGUGAGAAUACAUAUGGACACUUCAGAUGUAACUGUGCACAGGGCUAUACACUGGACCAGACAGGUGGAAAUUGUACAGAUAUAAAUGAGUGUUUGAAUCCAGAUAACUGUAGAUAUGGAACAUGUAUCAACACCAGUGGGAAGUACAUUUGUCAGUGUCCACCAAACUUUACACUGACACCAUCUGGAACAGCUUGUAUUGAUUUAAGAAUUGGUACCUGCUAUUUGGAAGGGCCUGCUGUAUCACAAGGAGUUGGUAGAUGUAGAGGAGAGAUUGGUAGAAACUUGUUACGAUCUUCAUGUUGCUGUUCUGUGGGGAGAGGAUGGGGUGAAGCAAGGGGCAUGUGUGAGCACUGUCCCAGAAAUGGAUCAUCUGAGUAUAAAUCCCUCUGUCCAGGUGGUACAGGAUUCAAACCAGGGAACACAACAACAGGUGGUAUAGAUGAUAUAAACGAAUGUGUAGAAAUCUCUGGUAUAUGUGAAGGAGGAGAAUGUCAGAAUACAUAUGGUGGAUAUGUCUGUAUAUGUCCUACUGGUUAUAGAUUACAAGGUCACAGGUGUAUAGAUAUUGAUGAAUGUAGAGAGAAUCCUUCAUUAUGUGGAGAAGGGACCUGUGCCAAUAUACAAGGAAGUUUUAAGUGUAUGUGUCCUGAUGGAUAUGUACCCAUGAUUGGGGAAAAAGGUUGCAUGGACAUGAGGAAAGGAAACUGUUAUUCGUCAUACUUUACACAGCGGAGCAGACCGUACCAGUUGAUUUGUGAAGAUCCGUUGUCAUCUAAUGUCACAAAAAAGUUGUGUUGUUGUAGUGCCCUGGGUAAAGCUUGGAAUUCUCCCUGUGAAGUAUGCCCAGAUGCUGGAUCUGGUAUAAAUGAAUGUGAGAUAUUUGGAAACAACAUAUGUAAGAAUGGUGAAUGUAUUGACACAGCAGAUAGUUUCAGAUGUCAGUGUAAUACAGGAUUCCUGUAUAAUCCAACAACAUUUAACUGUGAAGAUGAGGAUGAAUGCAGAAGACAGUUGUCACCAUGUGCUGGUAUAGCACAAUGUAUGAACACUCCAGGAAGUUACUUCUGUAGGUGUCCCACUGGAUAUAAACUGACCCCUGACCUUCACAGUUGUCAAGAUGUGGAUGAAUGUAGGGACAUAUCUGGAAUCUGUAACAAUGGUGAAUGUACCAACUUGGAUGGUAGCUUUAAGUGUAUCUGUAGACCUGGUUAUAGGCUUAACCAAAACAGAGAUUCUUGUUUAGAUAUUGAUGAAUGUGUGGCGAGACCAGGAUUUUGUAGAAAUGGUACAUGUGAAAACUUGGAAGGAGAUUUCAGAUGUCAUUGUAAUCCAGGCUUUUCACUGUCAGACUCUAGGGAUUGUGAAGAUGUCAAUGAAUGCUUGAACCAAGUAGGGAUGUGUCAGAAUGGACGAUGCAUAAACACACUAGGAAGUUUUACUUGUCAGUGUCAAGCUGGCUUCACAUUGUCACCAGAUGGUUUAAACUGUAUAGAUGUGGAUGAGUGUCAGGAAGACCGAGACAUCUGCAGGAAUGGUAUAUGUAGGAACACAGAUGGAUUUUAUAGAUGUUUCUGUGAUGACGGGUAUAUUAUGUCCCAGUCAGGAGAGUUUUGUGUUGACAAGAAUGAAUGUUUAACAGAAGAAGGAUUAUGUAGUAAUGGUAGAUGUGAGAAUACUGUUGGGGGAUUUAGAUGUAUCUGUCCUCCAGGUUCUGUCAUGACACUGGAUGGUAGAAGCUGCUUAGAUAUUAGAGAAGGUAACUGUUUCAACAGAUUCACCAAUGGCAGAUGUUUGGGUCCAAGGUCCAGGAAUACAACACGUCCAAAAUGUUGCUGUAGUCGAGGUGAAGCAUGGGGAAGCUCAGAACUUUGUGAGAUCUGUCCAAAACCUGGAGAAGCUGGUUUUGACUUGCUUUGUCCUGAUGGUUUUGGAAGAAUCACAGAUCCAUCUGGAGGAACAAGAGACAUCAAUGAGUGUGCAGACAACCCUGACCUUUGUAGGAAUGGUAGAUGUAUUAACACUGAUGGAUCAUUCAGGUGUGAUUGUGAUCCUGGUUAUAAACUGGACAGAUCUGGUACUACAUGUAUUGAUGAUGACGAAUGUGUAAGCAGACCUGGUAUUUGUGGAAAUGGUACUUGUACUAAUGUUAUAGGUAGCUUCAGGUGUUCUUGUAGUGCUGGAUUUGAACAAGGGGUAGACAAUACAUGUCAAGACAUAAACGAAUGUAAUGGUCCAUUGAACAACUGUGCCUUCAGGUGUGUCAAUAUACCAGGAUCCUUUGCCUGUAUCUGUCCAAAGGGAUAUUCCUUAGCUUCUGAUGGUAUUCAUUGUCAAGAUGUGGAUGAAUGUCAAACUCAAGCCAACACAUGUCGGUAUGCCUGUAAAAAUUUAGUGGGAUCCUUUAUGUGUAUCUGUCCUGAAGGCUAUAGAGAAAUAGGACCAAAUCAGUGUGUAGAUAUAAAUGAAUGUCAGACUAUACAAGGUGUUUGUCAGCAUGGUCGCUGUACCAAUCUACAGGGUGGUUACAGAUGUCAAUGCCAGCCUGGAUAUAGUGUCAGUAGUGAUGGAAAACAUUGUAUUGAUUCAAGAAAUGGUUACUGUUACCUUCAGCUAGCAGGAGGACGAUGUCGCCCUGAAUCAUCUACUGUAUCCUUGUCUAAAACAGAUUGUUGUUGUUCCUUAGCUGAUGCCUGGGGACCAGCUUGUGAAAGAUGUCCUUCAAGAAAUUCAAGAGACUUUAAGAGGUUAUGUCCUCAUGGUCCUGGAAAAGAUAUUGGAGGAGGAGAUAUAAAUGAAUGUUUGUUGUUUCCUAAUGCGUGUCUCCAUGGAAAGUGUGUGAAUCAAGUUGGUUCUUACAGAUGUAUGUGUGACAAAGGAUAUAAAACAGAUCUCUCAGGACACAAGUGUAUAGAUGUAAAUGAAUGUGAAGAUCGUCAGAAGCCAUGUGAAUUUGUAUGUCAGAAUAUCCCUGGCAGUUACAAGUGUGCAUGUCCUCGUGGUUAUGUGCUCAAUAUGGAUGGAAAGUCUUGUAGAGAUUUGGAUGAAUGUACAACAAUGCAGCAUAAUUGUCAACAUGAGUGUAUUAAUACAGUGGGAAGUUUCCAGUGUGGGUGUAUGACAGGAUUCAGACGUGGACCAGGACAACAGUGUAUUGAUAUAAAUGAAUGUAAUGAAAAUCGUGGUUUGUGUGGACCAGGAGGAACUUGUCACAAUACAAGAGGAAGCUUCCGAUGUACAUGCCCUGAGGGGUACAAAGUGGAUAUAACAGGAGAACAAUGUUUGGAUGUAGAUGAAUGUGCCGAUGGAAGAUGUAGAGAGGGCUGCCAGAACCUGCCUGGCUCAUGGAGGUGUACAUGUCCUCCUGGGUACAUACAGACUUAUGCUUGGGGACAGUGUGAAGACACAGAUGAAUGUACAGAAGGUUCUAUCUGUGGAGUAUCACAGUGUAUUAAUAUGCCUGGUAGUUACAGUUGUCAGUGUAAUACAGGGAUGGACUUUGAUCCUAACUCAUUGUCAUGUAUCAGUAAGUUUAUUACAGGGAUGGACUUUGAUCCUAACUCAUUGUCCUGUAUCAGUAAGUUUAAUACAGAAAUGGACUUUGAUCCUAACUCAUUGUCCUGUAUCAGUAAGUGUAAUACAGGGAUGGACUUUGAUCCUAACUCAUUAUCCUGUAUCAGUAAGUGUAAUACAGGGAUGGACUUUGAUCCUAACUCAUUGUCCUGUAUCAGUAAGUUUAAUAAAGGGAUGGACUUUGAUCCUAACUCAUUGUCCUGUAUCAGUAAGUUUAAUACAGAAAUGGACUUUGAUCCUAACUCAUUGUCCUGUAUCAGUAAGUUUAAUACAGAAAUGGACUUUGAUCCUAACUCAUUAUCCUGUAUCAGUAAGUUUAAUAAAGGGAUGGACUUUGAUCCUAACUCAUUGUCCUGUAUCAGUAAGUUUAAUACAGAAAUGGACUUUGAUCCUAACUCAUUGUCCUGUAUCAGUAAGUUUAAUACAGAAAUGGACUUUGAUCCUAACUCAUUGUCCUGUAUCAGUAAGUGUAAUACAGGGAUGGACUUUGAUCCUAACUCAUUGUCCUGUAUCAGUAAGUGUAAUACAGGGAUGGACUUUGAUCCUAACUCAUUGUCCUGUAUCAGUAAGUUUAAUACAGGGAUGGACUUUGAUCCCAACUCAUUGUCCUGUAUCAGUAAGUUUAAUACAGGGAUGGACUUUGAUCCUAACUCAUUGUCCUGUAUCAGUAAGUUUAAUACAGGGAUGGACUUUGAUCCCAACUCAUUGUCCUGUAUCAGUAAGUUUAAUACAGGAAUGGACUUUGAUCCUAACUCAUUGUACUGUAUCAGGAUUGACUCUGAUCUCAAUCCAUUGUCAUUUAUCAGUAAGGUUAAUACAGGGAUUGACUCUGAUCUCAAUCCAUUGUCAUUUAUCAGUUAUGUUAAUACAGGGAUUGACUCUGAUCUCAAUCCAUUGUCAUUUAUCAGUUAUGUUAAUACAGGGAUUGACUCUGAUCUCAAUACAUUGUCAUUUAUCACUUUGAAUGCUUGUGGUACUGAUCCAUGUCUGUUUGGUUGUGCUCCUACAGUGUCAUCCUUUACAUGUGGAUGUCCUAAUGGAUAUCAUAGCAUGGGACAAGGGCAUUGUGUACUGGCAGUAGAACCAACAUUACAACCUGGUCAGAACAUACCUCAUGUAGCAGCCCCAACAGGGGGACCAGGUGUCCCUCCAGGAGAAGGCUGUUAUGGCUGUGAUAUAGAAAAUAAAGACUUGCCUCUAUCAAAAAGAGCAAAAAGAAGUAUACAGGAUAACAACACCAAUAUGAACUCUACAAUUGAUGAGCCCUUGGAUCCAUCAAAACCAUUAAUACUAACAGUCCCAAGGUCACAGAUCAAACCAAAAAUGACAAUAUUGAAAGUUUUACCAGCUCUCGUAGCUCUCAAAGAUAAUGUACGGUAUAAAUUAGCUAAAGGAAGCGGGAAUAGAGUAUUCUUAAUGAAUACCAGGAAAGGAGUCAGUUCUUUACAGUUCAGGAGAAAAGUACGAAAGCAAAGAACAUUUAACCUUGACAUUGUAGCUCGUCCAAGAAUAAAAAGGGAAAAAAUUGGUGGCAAACUUGUACAUCUAAAGAAAGUUGAUAUUCUUCGUGGAUUAAAUUGUAAAGGUUUAACCGUUACCUCCGAUUCGAAAGAUUUUAUUUGGAAUAAUAAUACAGCACAGCAACCAGAAAAAGUCAAAAUGGGCCUUUUAAAGGCUGUAUCGUUGCUACUAGCAGUAUGUAUAGUAAAUGCAUCGAAAUUAGAUCUUCUCAUGCCUGAAGUGGCUCCCGAUAAGGCUGACACGUAUUUAUGUAUUCCACUGAAAAUGUCAGAGUUAAACACUUAUAUAGUUGGAUUUGAACCCCAUGCCAAUAAGAAAGUAGCCCAUCACAUGUUGUUGUAUGGUUGUACUACACCUGGUAUUCCGGGGGCUAAAGUUUGGAAUUGUGGUGGGAUGGAACAUCCAACAUUUAAAUCAGCAGGUACAUGCAAGACCGGAAACAAAGGAAUUAUAUAUGCUUGGGCUUAUGACGCACCGGGUCUGACAUUGCCAAAAGAUGUUGCAUUCAAAGUAGGCGGAGACACUGGUAUAGAUUACCUAGUGCUGCAAGUUCACUACAAAGAUGUUUCCAGUUUUCUACCUCCCAACAACGGAGUAGAUAGUUCAGGUGUCUCCCUAAUAACAACAGAAGUACCGCAGCCAAAGCGAGCAGGGGUAAUGUUACUAGGUACAAGCGGAAAGCUACCCAAACAUUCUGUAGAGUACUUUGAAUCUACUUGUAUGUACCGUGAGAGUUUCACGGUGUAUCCAUUUGCCUACAGGACACACGCUCACAUGCAUGGAAAGGUUGUAUCUGGCUAUGUUAUUAAGGAUGGUGUGUGGACAGAACUAGGAAGAAAAGAUCCAAUGAAACCAGAGAUGUUCUACAAUGUAACGACAACUGGAGUUAGGAUCAACCCAGGAGAUUAUAUGGCUGCUCGCUGUACAAUGAAAAAUGACGAGGACAGAGAUGUAUAUAUCGGAGCUACAAGCAAAGAUGAAAUGUGCAAUUUUUACAUCAUGUUCUACACCGAUGGAACCAAAACAACUUCCCAGAACUGUUGGACAGCAGGACCACCUUCUUUUUAUUGGGACGAAUCGACACAAUAUGCCAAGGCUAUUCACCCAGAAAACGCCCCAGAAAAUAUCAGUACAGAACCGGACAGUGGAAAGUCAUACAAAAUUACGACAAGAAAGGUACAACCCAUUGUUCAAGACAAAUAUCUAGACACUUUGGCAAAUUUGAGGAAGCCCAAAUUUGAUGAUGGAGAACUUGUAAACCUGUUGAGGCGUCUUGAUUCUUCAUUCAGACAACGCUACAGAGAUCAGGGUUUCUGAGUCUGAGUUUAGACAUAAGAUGUUAUGAUUGUGUUCAAGGAUACAUUGAAAUUACUGAUUGUUAUUGAAUUAUCUGUUGUUAUGUAUAUAGCUCGGGUAGGGAUGAGCUAAUGCAUUUUAAUAGCUAUUCGAGAAAUAAUUGAAAAUUUUACAUAGAAAAAUUAUUUUAACUCAAUGACACAUUAACAGAAAUAAUCUGUUUAUUCGAAGUGGAUUAUUGUUUAUUGUUUAACACUUUUUUGUUAUCAAUGAAACGGGUAUAUUUGUCCUGAAACUAGUCAUUACAUAUAUUAAUGGACACAAAAUUAUAAUCCCAUAGAAUGAAUCACAUAUGUACUUGUAACACAGGUUGAAACGAUCUUAUUCGUUUAAAGUAAUCACACUGCAGACUUUUCAUUCCCAGUUUUGGCUAAUUCUACUUAACUAACGAUUUUGUUUUUAUUAUUUUCAUUCAGGACAACACAAAUCUUGUUUAUAUUAUAGUCAAGUAUCACGUGAUUAAAAGUUUAUGUUUUUUAUGCA